This is a messenger RNA of Oreochromis niloticus (Nile tilapia), 5036 nucleotides long. RefSeq lists its product as uncharacterized. The annotation marks the transcript as partial. The transcript is spliced from 3 exons. The record is from RefSeq and is a predicted model, not a curated record. Lineage: Eukaryota; Metazoa; Chordata; Actinopteri; Cichliformes; Cichlidae.
AAAGUUUGUGCCAAUUUGCCUUAGUAGAACAACAAGUAGUUUUGAGCAAAGUGUACCCUUGAUUAGCUUUCUAUCAGCUGGCAAUAAUGAUUUUACAAUUUUCCUGCUAAGCCAGGUCCCCAGGCAGCCAAUCCUCUGUGAGGACUGGCACAUUCAAAUUUGCAUAUCAGGGCGUGAGCGUGUGAGUGAUGGAUGGCCAGUCCAUCUAUGGUCGUGCCAUCAGUUACCCCCGUGCCAGCUAUGUUCUGAGUGAACGAGUGGUCCAUUUAGCUCAGAAUUCAUAUGAUUACAACCAAUGCGUAUUGGAAUAAAAGAAAUAAAUGUGAGAAGAACAUGUCAGUAGAUGCUGCUAAAAAGCCUCAUGGCAGUGGGGUUAAAGAACUUCCUGAAUCGCUGAGUCAGUGCAGUGCAGUGACCCGAGCCUUUCACUGCAGCUCCUGCUAUUGUAUGAGGAUGCUUAGGUGGCUGUGUUAAUUUAAUUUAAUUGUUAAUCCAUUUUAGAAUACAACUUUCCCCUCCUCUUCUCUGCACAAUGUCUAUCUGACUCCACAUUUUGCAGACUGUCCAGCACUGUUUUUUUGGUUUGGUGAACUCUUUACCUGUUCCUUGGUGUCCAGUCAGUUAAAUAAAUCUAUCAUAAUGCAUUGCAUUUUAACAUAAUGAAUUAUGAUUAUUAAGUUAUGAUUUUUAACCGUUAUUUAAAAUUCAAAUGAUCCUGUUUGGAAUAUUUAUUCAGCUUAUAUAAGUAAAACUCUGCUUUUUUUUGUAGCAAAUAAAUACUGUAUGAGUAUAAUUAAAUGAACUUCAAAAUUUUAAUGUCUUCAAUGCCCAUUUUGUGUAAUGAAGGAAUUUCCCACUACCCCUGAACGCCACUGUUUUCUUUCAUCUCCGGCUCACUCCUGCACCUCCGCACACUACCCGCGAUUGCUGAAGGUAAGACCUACUUCUCUGCUUCUCUGAAAUGAAAUGUUUAUAAGCUUUUUGAGUGAUUUACCGAGUUGUAGUUAGUGACUUUUAAAGUCAGGCGAAGUAUAAGUCAUAUUAAAGCAACACAAUGGCUGCUUUUUAAUGAAAAGUUGUAAUUUUAGUAUUUUAAAGGACUGUUUGAGAAGCUAGCCCUGACAACUCAAUGCUAAUGCCUAGCGCUAUAGGCCCAGUAUAAAAUGAAGUUGGUUUAUUUGACUGUUUACAUUUAUUGUUUUGUUUUAUUAGCUUCAUUUGGUGUGUUAGUGUUUCUGAGUCUGUUACAGAAGGUCCAGUUAGUUCUUCUCUUCCCAAAUUAGUCGGUUAAAACAGCCUCAUUCUUUAGGUUGUAAGGUUAUGUGAUGUAAUGAGCCGCCGUCUUAGAACCACUAAUUAGCUGCUGAAGCAGCAGGUUUGGCAACUUAAAAGGAGUCAUUUUACCGCCUCUGACUGAAUGCGGGGAGAGAAAGAGUCACGUGCCUGUGUGUGCAUUUGUCUGUGUUGCGGGUUAAUUAAGGGAAGGGGGAGAAAGACUGAGAAUAAAACACAUAGUUACAUACAAGAAUAAGAAGGAGACUCUAAUUUUUAAGAACCGUUUAGCAAACGUGUGUUUGUGCUGUCUCACUUUUAAAUAAAAAGCUAAAUAUGCUGCUCUGUUUGACUUCUCACUUUGUGGAAAAUUAAUAAAACAAAAAUGGCCCACCUUCAAAUAAAUAAACUGUAGCAGCGGGCCAUUAAUAUUAUUAAUGUUUUAUGUAGAUAUUUAUUUUUAAACAACAGCAUAUUAAUAUAUAUACUAAAUGAUACUGUGUGCAGUUGAUAACAUUUUUAGGAAGCAGAAUUUGAAUGCAGGGCACCUCAAAUGUUAAAACCUACAAAUAUAUCAUCUAAGCUUUCAUUUAUAAUUGUUACAUGCUUUGAAAUUGUUAUGUCACCACUUGAUAAAGUGUGCAGUGCUAGGUGUAGCAAAUAAUUUCUAAUGAUAUUUACUGUCUUAUCUAAUAGCACCAAAGUAUUAGAGCUUCGUAUAUGGGACGGUUGUCAGUCAUCCAGGUCAUUGUAGUCUAAGAAGCUUGGAAAGGAAAGUGUCUGGACUUCUUUAAGUUGUGUGAAGCCUUUUACCUCGCAUCUAAGAAGAAGAUUCUCAGACGAGUGAAUCAGUGAAGAACUUAAAGAUGUCUAGACGCUUUUCUUUCCAAGCUCCUUAGAAUAUCACAGCUUAACAUUACUAAGAAACUUAUGUGGCUUACUGCAAGUGGAUGUAAUUACAUAUUGCUUUUAAUGAACAUGGCAAUUUUUAAUAAGGUUUCGAAAAAAACGAAAACAGAAGAGUUGUUGUUUGUAUUCCAGAGACUACAGAGAGUGAUGUAGCAUUGACUCUUAUGGUGAUUUUAAUUGUCUCAUUCUGUAUUUUUGUUACUUGUCUUUUGUUAGACGGAGUGAAAUACAAGCUUGAUUUUGUCAUUUGUGACUGCUAAACUGAUCUGAUCGUCUCAAGUCUGGUGACCUGCUGCAGAAGCUCGCUCUCUCUCUCUCUCUCUAUCAUUAACAAGCCAUUCAGUCUGUCCUAUCACUCUCCCCACUCUAUCUAUUUUGACAAGCCGUUCUAUCUUGCUUCACUCUAUCCCACAAGCUCUAUCUAAGUUAUCAAAAAUCACGUUUUUAACUGGAAUCAACUUUUGACUGGAAUCAAGUUUUGACUGGAAUAAUCAAGUUUUGACAUGGUCCCAAUUUUUGGGAAAUUGAAGUUACCAGUACUUCAUCUAUCUGUUACAGAAUUCUGAGAGAUCUCUGCUCUCACUGCUCCUUCUUUCCUAUCGUUAAACUCUCUCACAUCCAGUCUUUUUGCUGGAAAUUACAAGUAGAACGUUGAAAUUACAAUAGUAGAAUUACAGUACAGUAGAAACUACUUACACAGCUGUAGAUUUGUAAUUUUAAUUUUUACUUGGAACACUUAGGAAUAAACACUGAUAGUUUGGCUUAGAGGUGCAAUUACUUUGAUACAUUAUAUAAAAUUUACACCUUAAAGGUUUUUUUGUAAUAAGAUAAACUUGUUAUAUUAUACAACACAUUCAGACUGCUGUAUUCACAAAAAUAUUAAAUCAGAUAACUUGAGAUACAUUUUGCUAGUCUGUUUCAUUGUCAGUAAAAUUGGACUAUAGUAGGGUUAUACUAUUAUUAUUUAGGGACAUUUCUGUUACUCAGUGUAAGUGUUCAGACACAAUUGCCAUCGAGAAGCUGCCCUGAGGACCCAGACUUCCUGUUUCCUGACUGCUGCAGAACAUCCAGCUGAAGAAUCCUCAUUGCCUGUCAUCUGAUCACCACACCAUCACAGCUCCUUAUAUUUGCUUUAAAUUUUAAAUAUCUGAAAGAUUUACACAAAGUCUACUUUAAAAAAAAAACGACUUUUAUUAUAGCCUGUUGAUUAUUGUGAUUUAUUCUGUAUGUCCCUUUACAGAAGCUAAGAUCUAGUCAUUAACAAGUCUGGUUAAAAUAUAAGAAGUAAAAAUAUUCUGUUUUGGAAAAAGCUACAAUAAAACUGAGCAAAGUGUUUUCAAAGAACUGAAUGUCUUUUAUAUUGAGUUUGGAUUAAAGUCAACCUUUUACAUCUAUUUACAUAUUUAUAAGAACAUUGGAACAUUUUUAUAUUUAUAUUGACAUUUUUUUCAGAUUUAAUACUAACUUGAAGAGUUAUUAGUUCUUCACUGUUUCCAGGUUGAGUUUUGUUUAUAUCUUUGUAUAAAUACAUAUAAGCUUCAGUUUGUACUUCGAUAAAAUGCCAAGAAAAGGUCAAAGGUCACAGUCCCAGAAGCUUAGAUGGCAAAAGCAGAAAGAACAGGUAAAUUUUUCUCAGACCGGUGAGCAGGUAAAGGUGUGUGUUACAAGUAUUCCUGGUCCAGAAGUGCAGAGCAGCGUUCAGACAGCCACACCGUCUUAUGCAGAUGUGGUAAAGAGAGGUGUUCGCUCAGCAUGUGUGCCAAAUGCUAAAGUACAGCAGGUAAUUCCGAUUGAACCCCAGGUAACUGUGCAAACGCAGCAUGAUGGAGAAGCUCCAGGACCGUCUCAUGUACAGGUUACAAACAGUGAAACUCGUCCACGAGUGAGUAGCAUCUGUGCGUCCCGAAGCCAGGCUUCUCCUAGGUAUGGAAAGUACCGGAAUCAGCAAUGCAUGGCUAACAGUUUGGUUUUCCUGUCAUUCUUACACGAGGAUGAAUUCAUAACCAGAGCAGAUCUAAACCGUGUGUUGGACAAAGGCCAUGCCGUGUAUUCAGAUGCCAGAAAGAGGUUUGUGAACAGCGUGUUUCUAGCCUGUGAUGAGCUUCCCACAGUGGUCACCAGCCGCAGACACGAGUAUCAAGUGGACAUGUCUCAGUUAGCUCAUUAUGGCACAUUUGAUGGUACAGAUCAUUUUCCGAGCCUUGAACAGGGACUACAGUGUUUGGCUUCAGACGUUCGCUACGCUCUGCUACUCAUGGGAGGAACAGUCAUCGCAGUUUGCAGGCUGACUUCUGGUGAAUACGGAUAUUUUGAUCCUCACCCACGUAAGUCUACAGGAAUGCCAUUGUUGCUAGGUGUAAGUGGUGGAACUGCAGUUAUGUUAAAAUUCACACGUCUUAAUGACAUGAUUGACAGGAUCAAAUGCUUGUACCGAAUGUUUAGCAUCGCACCAACCUGCACUUAUGAGCUACAGCCUGUCGAGUUUCACAGUGAAAACACUGCUGACCAAAGAGAUGCUGAUCAAACCAGUGAAUACAGACAACCUGCUACAAGUGAUCCAGCACCAGUUUUAAAUCAACCUGUUCUUGAAUUAAACUCCCAAACAUCCACUGAGCAAACACAGAAAACUGGGAUCAACACUUUAACCAUGGAAGUGAUGUCAUCCAGAGUGGAUUAUUCAAAUGAGACAGCUACUGCUGAGAUUAACCAGCAUCCUGAUUAUUUUGAAAAUGAAACAUCUGCAUCUUCUGUGAGAGACUCUCAGGUAAAAUCAGAUUAUGCUCCUCAGAAUGAUACAAACAUUGCCUCCUGUUCAACUAAGACAACACAGGAACUCUCAAAUAAACUGUUGAAAU